Molecule: messenger RNA, 1029 nt
Organism: Rhagoletis pomonella (apple maggot)
Lineage: Eukaryota; Metazoa; Arthropoda; Insecta; Diptera; Tephritidae
Exons: 2
Coding region: 1-1029 (342 amino acids)
Source: RefSeq, a predicted model, not a curated record
AUGGUUGCAAGUACUCUUGGUGGCGCCAGCCAUAGUACCCCAGUUGAACAAGCGCCAGAAAACGGCAGGGUGGAAGAUGCCAGACAAAGUAUCACCACUCUGCAAAUAGUCAAAAAUAGCAGCGGUAGUGCCUGCCGUAGGUCUCCGGACGAACAACCAACAACCAGAAAAUCGGCGGCCGUUGCAGGCAGCAAUUCCGCAAAGCAGCAAAGAAAACCCUCCUGCGUGGUCAUGAGACAGAUGUACCAGAAGGCGCUGGAUAUGUUAGAUAAAAUUGACAAAAAUGCAGCGGCCGGUGCGACAGAUCGUGCAUCCACACUCGAGGCCACCGAAACAAAGAAACGGAACCGCCCUUAUAAUGAAGGCGGCCAAGGGGCCAUUACAAAGAAGGCUAAGCAAGGAGGUGAUGCGGAGUCUGCAGCAACCGCGAAGCAUCGCUAUUUUAGUGACGUCGCCAGAGACCACCUACAGGCGGCGAUAGUAGAUGAAAAUAGCAAGACACCGCUGGCAGUACAGCAGAAAUGGGUGGAGAUUGAUGUGAGGCUGUCGAGCCUCGUAAUGAACUACGUACUCGACAACCCCGAAGGUCCUUACCCAGAGUUCGACUCGUCGGAAUCCCUACGGGGAUACCGGGUAGUCAAGUGCGCGGACCAGUUUUCCCUGGAUUUCCUUGCUGGAUGCGUCGCUAAGAUCAGCGACUUUUUUGUCGGCUUGAAGCUCAAGCUGAUCUCAGCUAAGGACAUUCCAAGGAGACCACGUGCGCGCAUUUGGCUGCCUCCGAUGGAUGAACCAGGCGAAAAGUUGCUGCGGUGUCUUAAGCUACAUAAUAAAGACAUACCGGCGAUCGAGGAAUGGGAGCUUAUAAGGGUUGAAGAGCGAAGAAGGCCUACAAAUAAGAACAUUCUGCUAGCUAUUUGCGCAGAAUCACUAGACGCCUUAGAGAAGGCUGACUAUCGGCUUCUUAUCAAGAACGGUAUAAAUGCAUUCCUUGGCUCUAAUUUCAGCACAUCAGAAUCAGAUAAAUUAUAG